AUGGUUAAGUCAUCAUGUUGUUCACUCGUGUUUAAUGAUAUUUCCAAUAAUCAUUCAUCAUCAUCAUCAUCAUCAUCAUCAUCAUCAUCAUCAUCAUCAUCAUCAUCAUCAUCAUCAUCAUCAUCAUCAUCAUCAUCAUCAUCAUCAUCAUCAUCAUCAUCAUCAUCAUCAUCAUCAUCAUCAUCAUCAUCAUCAUCAUCAUCAUCAUCAUCAUCAUCAUCAUCAUCAUCAUCAUCAUCAUCAUCAUCAUCAUCAUCAUCAUCAUCAUCAUCAUCAUCAUCAUCAUCAUCAUCAUCAUCAUCAUCAUCAUCAUCAUCAUCAUCAUCAUCAUCAUCAUCAUCAUCAUCAUCAUCAUCAUCAUCAUCAUCAUCAUCAUCAUCAUCAUCAUCAUCAUCAUCAUCAUCAUCAUCAUCAUCAUCAUCAUCAUCAUCAUCAUCAUCAUCAUCAUCAUCAUCAUCAUCAUCAUCAUCAUCAUCAUCAUCAUCAUCAUCAUCAUCAUCAUCAUCAUCAUCAUCAUCAUCAUCAUCAUCAUCAUCAUCAUCAUCAUCAUCAUCAUCAUCAUCAUCAUCAUCAUCAUCAUCAUCAUCAUCAUCAUCAUCAUCAUCAUCAUCAUCAUCAUCAUCAUCAUCAUCAUCAUCAUCAUCAUCAUCAUCAUCAUCAUCAUCAUCAUCAUCAUCAUCAUCAUCAUCAUCAUAUCUAGCAAUUAAAUCACGUUUAUAAAGCUAGUAAAUGUUAUCGAAGACAAUAAUAGACAUGUCACAUAAUUUUGUGCAUUAAUUGAAGCUAGAUAUUGACACUGUUAGAUGCUGACUCACUGGUCUAGAGUUUAAGUGUUCGCAUGUGAGACCGAGGGGUUCUGAAUCCGAAUUUCGCAUGGCGGAAUCAUAGAUACGCUUUGUUGAGGUGUCCUACAAUAGUGUGUAACGGUCGUCCAUUGCUUCCAGGUUCUUCAUGGUGGUCUAACUUCAAUGGACUCAUAAUCUCAACUAUUAAAAUGGAAAAUAUUGCGGAAUUAAGAAAAAAACAGCUUUUUUUU
This is a messenger RNA of Schistosoma mattheei, 1036 nucleotides long. The record is from the annotation of a GenBank genome assembly. Lineage: Eukaryota; Metazoa; Platyhelminthes; Trematoda; Strigeidida; Schistosomatidae.